Messenger RNA from Doryrhamphus excisus (bluestripe pipefish), 2631 nucleotides. RefSeq names its product vesicle-fusing ATPase-like. The record is from RefSeq and is a predicted model, not a curated record. Gene Ontology annotation, biological process: Golgi to plasma membrane protein transport; intra-Golgi vesicle-mediated transport; SNARE complex disassembly. Gene Ontology annotation, cellular component: Golgi stack. NCBI's taxonomy places the organism in Eukaryota, Metazoa, Chordata, Actinopteri, Syngnathiformes, Syngnathidae. Gene Ontology annotation, molecular function: ATP binding; ATP hydrolysis activity.
CACGUGUCGCCAUCAGAUCUCGCCGGUUCUCGCGAUACGUGGUCGAGCGUUGUUGCUGCUCUGUCAGCGGAAGCCGGAGUCCUGGCGAUAGUUUGCACUUCAACUGGCGUCAAACUCUCCACACAAAGAUGACAACAAAGGUGAUGCAGGUGGCACGAUGCCCGACAGACAAGCUGUCCUUCACCAACUUUGUGGUCGUCAACGAGAGGGAGCCCCACUUUGAACAACACGUGACGGUGCGCAACGUGACGCACACGUACGUGUUCACCGUGACCACGCACCCCGGCGUCAACGUUGGCACCAUCGCCUUCAGUCUGCCGCAGAGAAAGUGGGCCGGUCUAUCAAUCGGCCAGGAUGUGGAAGUGUCCCCCUACACGUUUGACAAGUCCAAGCAGUGCGUCAGCUCCGUGACCCUGCAGGUGGACUUCCGGCAGAAGAAGAACACGGACAGCAGCCCGUACGACUCGGACGCCAUGGCCAGCGACUUCCUGCAGCAGUUUCACAACCAGGCCUUCAGCACGCAACAGCAGAUGGUCUUCAAGUUUGGCAGCACGGACUUUGAGGUGCUGGUGAAGGACAUGGAGGGCAUGGACCCCAGCAUCCUGAAAGGAGACCACGUCUCUGGCAAGAAACGAAAGAUUGACAUCGGGUUGUUGCUGGCCAACAGUCAGGUGAUAUUUGAGAAGUCUGAUGGUUCGUCCGUGACGCUGAUAGGGAAAUCCAAGACCAGAGAGUCUCGCCAGUCCAUCAUCAGCCCGGACUGGAAUUUUGAGAAACUAGGCAUCGGAGGCCUUGACAAGGAGUUUUCCGACAUCUUCCGUCGAGCCUUCGCCUCUCGAGUCUUCCCUCCAGACAUCGUGGAACAGAUGGGCUGCAAGCACGUCAAGGGCAUCCUGCUGUACGGCCCCCCCGGCUGCGGUAAAACUCUGAUGGCGCGCCAGAUCGGCAAGAUGCUCAACGCCCGCGAGCCCAAGAUCGUCAACGGGCCCGAGAUCCUCAACAAGUACGUGGGCGAGUCGGAGGCCAACAUCCGCAAACUCUUUGCCGACGCCGAGGACGAACAGAAGAGGCUGGGCGCCAACAGCGGCCUCCACAUCAUCAUAUUCGACGAGAUCGACGCCAUCUGCAAGCAGCGAGGCAGCAUGACGGGCAGCACGGGCGUGCACGACACCGUGGUCAACCAGCUGCUGUCCAAGAUGGACGGCGUGGAGCAGCUCAACAACAUCCUUGUCAUAGGUAUGACCAACAGAUCUGACCUCAUUGACGAGGCCCUGUUGCGACCCGGAAGGCUGGAAGUCAAGAUGGAGAUCGGCCUGCCGGACGAGAAGGGCCGCGUUCAGAUCCUGCACAUCCACACGGCAAAGAUGCGUCAGUACAAGCUGCUGGCCGGCGACGUGGACAUCAAGGAGCUGGCCGGCGAGACCAAAAACUACAGCGGCGCCGAACUGGAGGGGCUGGUCAGGGCGGCCCAGUCCACCGCCAUGAACAGACACAUCAAGGCCAGCAGCACGGUGGAGGUCAACAUCGAGACGGCGGAGACGCUGCAGGUCAGCAGACUGGACUUCAUGGCGGCGCUGGAUAACGACAUCAAACCCGCGUUUGGCACCAACCAGGAGGACUACGCCAGCUUCAUCAUGAACGGCAUCAUCCGCUGGGGCGACUCGGUGUCGGCCAUCUUGGACGACGGGGAGCUGCUGGUGCAGCAGACCAAGAACAGCGAAUACACGCCGUUGGUGUCUGUGCUGCUGGAGGGCCCACCCAACAGUGGGAAGACGGCUUUGGCGGCCAAGAUCGCCGAAGACUCGCAGUUCCCGUUCAUCAAGAUAUGCUCCCCCGACAAGAUGAUCGGACACUCUGAGAUUGCCAAAUGUCAGGCCAUUAAAAAGGUUUUUGAGGACGCCUACAAGUCUCAGCUGAGCUGCGUGGUGGUGGAUGACAUCGAGCGUUUGCUGGACUACGUCCCCAUCGGCCCACGGUUCUCCAACCUGGUGCUGCAGGCGCUGCUGGUUCUGCUGAAGAAACCUCCUCCAAAGGGUCGCAAGCUGCUGAUCAUCGGCACCAGCAGUUGCAAAGACGUCCUGAAGGAGAUGGAGAUGUUGAACGCUUUCAGCACCACCAUCCACAUUCCCAACAUCUCCAGGGGCGAGCAGCUGGUGGAGGCCCUGGAGCUGCUGGGAAGUUUCCAGGAGAAGGAGAGGGCCGUCAUCGCCAACGCCGUCAAGGGCCAGCACCUGUGGAUCGGCAUCAAAAAGUUAAUCAUGCUCAUUGAAAUGGCGUCACAGAUGGACGCCACCUACAGGGUUAGCAAGUUCAUGAGUCUGCUACGAGACGAAGGAGCACUCGGCUCCGACAUCUUUGUGCCGAUAUAGAGGGGGCGGAGCCACAACGAGGCCUUUGGACCGGGGUAAGAUGGCGACUGUAGUGUCCUCUGUCCCCCAGCGGCUCCUCCUCCUCUUCCUCCUCUUCCUCAGCAGCAGCGUGUGAAAGCUAAGAGAAAUGAAGAGUUGUGUAUAAUAUAUGAUAUGAUAUAUGAUUGUACACAUAUCUUUGGAUCAUUCCACGGACCUCCUUGUCUUAUUGUCGUCUUUAGCACAGGUCAAUAAAUGAUGAUGGCCCGCUCCCUGGUGUGUG